AUGGGGCCCGGCGGCUGGGCGGCGGGGCGCCGGGCGGCGGGGCGCUGGGCGUCGCUCCUGCGGCGCGGGGCUGCGUCCCCUGCAGCGGCGGCGUCGGGGCCCCGGCUUCCGCGGCAGCCCGAGCGGCGUGCGCCCGCCGUGCCCGCGCCCUGCCGAGCCGGCCUGCACCACGGGCCGCAGCCGGAGGAGCCGCGCGCCGGCGAGGGACGCCGGGAGCCGGGCGCCGCCGCAGAUCACACUGGUCUCAAGUUUGACAUCGACAUGCUGGUUUCGCUUCUGAGGCAAGAAAAUGCAAGAGACAUUUGUGUGAUCAAGGUUCCUCCGGAACUGAAAUACGCAGAUUACUUUGUCAUUGGUAGUGGGACUUCCACCCGACACUUACAUGCCAUGGCCUUCUACAUCGUGAAAAUGUAUAAAUUCCUGAAAUGUAAAAAUGAUCCUCCAGUUAAGAUUGAAGGGAAGAACACUGAUGACUGGCUGUGCGCAGAUUUUGGCAGCAUGGUAAUUCAUUUGAUGCUUCCAGAAACCAGAGAAAUCUAUGAGCUAGAGAAACUAUGGACCCUACGUUCUUAUGAUGACCAGUUAGCUCAGAUACCACCUGAGACAUUGCCUGAAGACUUCAUUCUUGGAAUAGAAGAUACCUCAUCCCUGACUCCAGUGGAGUUCAAAUGUGAAUAAAAUAUAUGAACCACCUUA
Jaculus jaculus (lesser Egyptian jerboa) is the source of this 696-nucleotide messenger RNA. RefSeq names its product mitochondrial assembly of ribosomal large subunit 1 (gene Malsu1). Gene Ontology annotation, molecular function: ribosomal large subunit binding. Gene Ontology annotation, biological process: negative regulation of ribosome biogenesis; negative regulation of translation. Gene Ontology annotation, cellular component: mitochondrion. The record is from RefSeq and is a predicted model, not a curated record. NCBI's taxonomy places the organism in Eukaryota, Metazoa, Chordata, Mammalia, Rodentia, Dipodidae. The transcript has 4 exons. The coding region runs from base 1 to 678 and encodes 225 amino acids.